GUGUGUGUAUGAAUAGUUUAUGGCCGUUAAUCCAAAAACCUGAUAUAUGAAUGGAAGUUUAGAAGAAGAAGAAGAGGAGGAGGAACAAGAGAAUGAAAUAAUGAGAAUAGACACUUUGGAAUCCGACAAAGAGAGUCGGUGCAAACAGCAGCCAGCCCAAUAACUCAAACCCACACACCAGAGAGAGAGAGAGAGAGAGAGAGAGAGAGAAACGCAAUCACGCACUCGCCGUUGUCUUCAUCACUUCUCUUCUUCCGCCCCGCUCCCCCACUGCCACGUCAGAUCCCACCGCUGCCGCCGCUCGAUGUCACCGUUGCCGUAGCUUCGAUACUCACCGCCAGAUCCUCCCAAAAAAUCAACUCAGAUGUUCAUGUAAUUGCGUUUGUGCAGCUGUUGAAAUGAAUGGGGUUCAGAACAGAAGAGUUCACAAUGUUGAGAAACCUUUCCCUGGCUGCCUGGGAAGAAUGGUCAACCUCUUUGAUUUGACUGCUGGGGUUUCUGGAAAUAGGUUACUCACUGAUAAGCCACAUCAUGAUGCUUCUUCACUUUUGAGAAGUCAAUCAGAUGUGGCAAGGAUCACCAAUCCUUCUUUUGGUGAUCAAUUAGAGGAUAAGCUGAUGGUUUCAGACUCAAUGAGAGGAUCUUCACAGAAGAGAAUCAAUGGAACACCCAUCAAGAUGCUCAUAGACCAAGAGAUGUCCAAAGAAAUUGUUUCCAAGCAUAAUCCACCUAAUGUAGUUGCCAAAUUAAUGGGGCUUGAAGCCCUCCCACGGGGAGAGCCUAAUUUGGCCAUGGAGAGAAGCUACAGAGGAGAUUAUUCUCAACAUAUGCAUGGUCAUUCAGGAACACCAUUCAGACACUGGCAGCUGGAAGAUAGAUUUAUGGACAAGGAAAUGCUUCAUGAAGGUCAUCCGAGCACAGAACAGAUUGCUUACAGAGAUAUUUAUGAAAUAUGGCUUCAAUCACAGAGAAUGAACAAUGUAAGAGACACGAUGCCAAAUGGAGAAAAGUGGACUGAAGAUGUUAGUGCAAAAAAAAUGGCGUUCAUACGUCAGAAAUUUAUAGAAGCAAAACGUCUCUCUACAGAUGAGAGACUGCGCCAGUCCAAGGAGUUUGAUGAAGCCUUGGAAGUUUUAAGCUCCAAUAAUGACCUACUAAUCCGGUUAUUGGAUUCUCAAAAUCUUUAUGAGCUUCAGUCUACUCCGAUUGCUGAGACUAAGCGUAUUACUGUUCUUAAACCGUCGAAGAUGGUUGACCGUGAAAAACCCUGUGCCAAGGGCAAGAAUGAUAAAUAUGUUAAGAAACCAACAAAUAUUGGCCAAGCAGCUGCUUGGGAGAAAACUAGUCCUGUGUAUUCUCCAGCCAGCCAGAAAGUUGAUGAUUUCCCGGUUCAACCUACUCGAAUAGUGGUAUUGAAACCUAGCUCUGGGAAGACUCAUGAGAUUAAGGCUGUGCUUUCUCCGACAACUUCAUCUCCUCGGAAUCUGCACACUGGAAGUUUAUAUCACGGUCUUGAAGAUUGUGAUGCACUAGAGCAAACAACAAAUGCAAGCGAAAUCGCACAGCAAAUACCUGAAAGCCUGAGGAGCCAUCAAAGAGAUGAAACAUUGCAUUCUUCAGUAUUUUCCAAUGGAUAUAUCGGAGAUGAAAGUUCAUUUUACAAAUCAGAUAAUGAGUAUGCUGCAGGAAAUUUGAGUGAUUUGGAACUUAUGUCACCAUCUCCAAGGCAUUCUUGGGAUUACAUCAAUCGCUGUGGCAGCCCUUUUUCUUCAUCAUCCUUCAGUCGUGCUUCCUGUUCUCCUGAGUCAUCUGUUUGCCGAGAGGCCAAGAAACGACUUUCUGAAAGAUGGGCCAUGAUGGCAUCAACUAAAGGUACACAAGAGCAGAGACAUCUUCGGAGAAGCUCUACAUUAGGUGAGAUGCUCGCUCUUUCAGAUAUGAAGAAAGUUAUAAUAUCUGAGGUUGAGGAUAUUAACAGAGACCAAGGACCUAGCAACUCUGUUUCUUGCAGUCGUAAUAUUAGUGAAGAAAUAUGCAUGGAUGGAUCUCCUAAGAAUCUUCCUAGGUCAAAAUCUGUCCCUGUAUCUUCCACUGUCUAUGAAACUGGGCCCAGCACUGAAGUUUGUGAUCAUGAUACUAGAAAAGCACAUGUCUCCAAGGAGUUGACAAAGUCAAAGAGUAUGAAAUCAUCAUUUAAAGGGAAAGUUACAAAUUUCUUUUUCUCAAGAAAUAAGAGAUCAACCAAGGAGAAGUCUUUUCUAUCUCAAUCCAAAGAGGAAUCUCAGUCAACUCUAACUGAUACGUCAGUAUCUCCAGUAAAUUCACGUGGAGUUAGAGAUGGUGAGUCUCAAAGCUUCAACAGCGGUGCCUUUGCCGAGUGUUCUCUUCCAGCUGUAUAUGAAUCAUCUGGAAAAUCACAUUCAGACUCUGAUGGACAAGGCGUAAUAUCUCUCGAGUCCACAGUGGCUGGAACAUCAACAGAAAACCAGGAUCAGCCUAGUCCAAUCUCAGUUUUAGAACCUCCUUUUGAAGAUGAGAAUGCAGCUCAUGGAUCCUUAGACUGUAUGAAGGGUGGUCAGCUGGGAUCACGGCUGCUUAUGAAGUCUAAUUUAAUUGAUAAAUCACCACCCAUAGAAUCAAUAGCUCGGACCCUGUCAUGGGAUGACUCUUGUGCAGAGGUAGCAAGUCCCUAUCCGUUAAAACCAUCAUUGGUCUCCCUAGACACCAAGGUGGAGGAACAAGAUUGGUUUGUUCUCGUUGAUAAACUACUAUUGGCAGCUGGACUUGCCAAUCAAGUGCAGUCCGACUCAUUUUACCCAAGAUGGCAUUCCCUUGACAGUGCUUUGGAUCCAUCAUUGAGGGAUAACUACGCCAAUCCGGAUGACAAGGAGCCUCAGCCUCUCCCCGAAGCCCGGCGAAGGCAGAGGAGAUCCAACCAGAAGCUAGUAUUUGAUUGUGUUAAUGUAGCCCUAAUGGAGAUUACCGGUUAUGGAUCGGAGAAGUACAUAAGGUUGUGGGGUGGGAAUAGUCACUGCAUGUUCCCAUUCCUGGAGGGUGCAACACCUCCAUUGGUGGACCUCAUUGUGGCCCAGAUGAAGGAUUUAAUAUCUGGUGGGAUGAGGUCUCUUUGGGGUGACUGUGGGGACAGUAACAGCCUGGUUGUGGAGAGUGUUGUCAGAAAAGAGGUUGUGGGGAAUGAGUGGGUUGAGCUUAUGGGUCUGGAGAUGGAUAUUUUGGUUAAGGUGGUAGAGGGGAAGUUGCUGGAAGAACUUGUGGAGGAUGCUGUGCUUGAUUUGACAGGCAGGGCUUGAAUGGCUUCUUGGUUGG
Molecule: messenger RNA, 3327 nt
Organism: Arachis duranensis
Lineage: Eukaryota; Viridiplantae; Streptophyta; Magnoliopsida; Fabales; Fabaceae
Exons: 6
Coding region: 399-3311 (970 amino acids)
Source: RefSeq, a predicted model, not a curated record